Molecule: messenger RNA, 4131 nt
Organism: Capsella rubella
Lineage: Eukaryota; Viridiplantae; Streptophyta; Magnoliopsida; Brassicales; Brassicaceae
Product: receptor-like serine/threonine-protein kinase ALE2
Exons: 14
Coding region: 520-3852 (1110 amino acids)
Biological process (GO): protein phosphorylation
Molecular function (GO): ATP binding; protein kinase activity
Source: RefSeq, a predicted model, not a curated record
ACAACACACACACACAAACACUAGUUUCCUCCAUUGACACUAUCCCACUACCUUCUUCAAAAAUCCCACCUUUUCUGUUAAAUCAAAUCUCCUUCUCUCUCUUGAUCUAUCUCUCUCUUGACCAAAUGAGAGAAGAAAUAAACACCCAACAAAUAAAAUAAAAAACGUUUUUGUUCAAACAUGAGAAGAUGAGAGAUUAAUUGCAGAGACCCCUUUUGAUUACUACCGUUCUCUUCCACCAAACUCGUUUCUGUCUUUAAUUUCUCUAUUUUUCUUUUGUUUAGAACAUUUAAAAUCUAAAGGAAAAAAAAAAAGAAAAAAAAAUCAUUCCUUUGCUUAUUUCUCACUGUUCCUUUUGCUCUCUCUGCUUUCAUCUUCUUGCGUUUGAAGUCAUAUCUUCUGCUUGUGCCACAACACUCCGAUUGCUUUAAACUUGGAGAGCUUCAAGAUUACCCCAAACCCAUCAAUUCUUUUCAGUCUUCCUCGUGAUCAUCGAGGAACCUUCAUCUCUUCUAUGGAAUGGAGUUUUUUAUUCUCCUCCUUAGGAUCUCUCUUCUCUCAUCGCUUCUAGCUCCUGCUUCUUCUUCUUCUUCUUCUUCUUCCUCAGGAUUAGAUUUGUUAUCUCCUAUAUCAUCACCACCGUCUCCAUUACCGGGAAUUUCAAAAGGGUUUGGUCAAGCACCGAGUAAUUCACCUGAAUCUCACAAAUCCGGCAAUGUGCCACCGUCUAAAGCUUCUCAACCGUCUCUUCCUCCUGUAGCUGACGUGACAGCUCCACCACCGUCAGAUUCCGUCGGAAGUGAAGCACCGACCGGUGAGCCUGUUGUCUCGGUUCCUGUUGCUCCAGCUCCAGCUACAGUACCUGUGAAGGAUUUACCAGGAAAUCCACCUCCGGUUCAACCCAUUGCACCGAUUGCUUCACCACCUCAGUUCAUUCCAAGAGAUGCACCAAAGGAGCCUCUUUUCUCAGGCAAAGUUACUCCGGGCCCGGUUUCAUCACCUGUUUCGGAUAUUCCUCCAAUUCCAUCUGUGGCUCUGCCUCCGCCCACAUCGAGCAUUGUACCUCCUAGAAAUGCUUCUAAUAAUCACAAGCCUCCUGUUGAAAAGCCUAUUGCUCCUGUUGCAUCGCCACCAACAAUAUCGAUUGAAAUUUCACCGCCAGUCCAUCCUGUUAUACCUAAGUUAAGACCCUCUAGAUCACCUGCUCCCACCGUGACUCCAACGAAGGGAUCUCCACCAAGAAGUCCCCCGACUACCCACCCGGUUUUUCCGAUCGAAUCUCCUGCUGUCUCACCAGAUCAUGCUGCAAAUCCAGUAAAACAUCCACCGUCCAGUGAUAAUGGAGAUGAUAACAGAAGUCCGGGUGCUGCACCAUCAAAUAAAACUGCUAAACCAUUGCCUGUCUUCCCACAUAAAGCUUCUCCUCCUUCAAUAGCUCCUGCUCCCGCAUCCCCAAAAUUUAAUGGACACUUUCAUACAUCUCCAUCUACUACGCCACCACCAGCUUCUACUCCGAGUAAUGUACACCACCGCCAUUCUCCAUCCUCACCUCCUCCUCCUCUACCUUCAAACCAUCGACAUCAUCAACAACGAAAGGAGAUCACAAAUAGUCCAGCUCCUUCACAACCACCACCGCCACAAAUCGUAUCUCCAAAGAAGUCAAACCACCGUAAAGGUUCAAUGACUUCUCCUCCCAUUCCUGCUUCUUUGAUUUCUCCUGCUCACGCUCCAAUCUCUUCCUCUAUGCAACGCAUCUCCCCGACUCCAGCACCUUCUCCAACCCAAGUUUUUCCUCUCAGGUCCUCUUCAAGACCUUCAAAAUCUCGGAAAUUCCCACUCGGUCCACCGCUUCAAGCGUUUCCUCCUCCUCCCCCUAAUUCAGAUUGUUCUUCAACUGUUUGCAUGGAACCAUACACAAACACACCUCCGGGAUCUCCUUGUGGAUGUGUCUGGCCAAUUCAGGUUGAGCUACGGCUUAGCAUGGCCCUUUACGAUUUUUUCCCGAUGGUUUCAGAAUUUGCUAGGGAAGUCAGUGCCGGAGUUUUCAUGAAACAGAGCCAAGUCCGUAUAAUGGGAGCUAACGCGGCUAGCGAACAACCUGAGAAAUCCAUUGUUCUUAUCGAUUUAGUCCCGCUCGGUGAUAAAUUUGAUAACUUGACUGCAAUGCUGACUUACCAGAGAUUUUGGAGUAAAAAAGUCUACAUAGAUGAACCAAUCUUUGGCAAGUAUGAGGUUGUUUACGUGCGUUAUCCUGGUUUACCGGCUUCUCCGCCAACAUCUGGUAUGACCAUUAUAGAUCAAGGACCCUAUUCCGGUUAUAAUAAUGGAAGGGCAGUCAAACCGUAUGGAGUUGAUGUUCCGAAAAAGCUACGAAAGAAAGAGCUCAAUGCUGGAACUAUUUCUGUGAUUGUUUUAUCCGCAGCUGCUUUCAUCGGAUUAUGUUUCGUUAUCGUUUGGUUCUUGGUUUUCCGGCGACAUAGAGAUCGGCGGCGCCUUUCUAAAAGAGCUCCACUUGCUCGCCCGCUACCUUCCCUCUCGAAACCAUCAGGCUCUGCGAGAUCUUUAACUGGAAGCCGGUUUAGCUCAACUUCAUUGUCAUUUGAAUCAAGCAUUGCUCCGUUUACUCUCUCUGCAAAGACAUUCACUGCAAACGAAAUAAUGAAAGCUACUAAUAGCUUUGAUGAAUCUAGGGUUCUUGGUGAAGGUGGAUUUGGAAGGGUUUAUGAAGGUGUUUUUGAUGACGGAACUAAAGUGGCAGUUAAGGUAUUGAAGAGAGAUGACCAGCAAGGUAGCCGAGAGUUCUUAGCCGAAGUGGAAAUGCUUAGUCGUCUUCAUCACAGAAACCUCGUGAAUUUGAUUGGUAUUUGUAUCGAAGAUCGUAACCGUUCCCUGGUUUAUGAACUAAUACCAAAUGGAAGUGUUGAAUCUCACCUCCACGGGAUCGAUAAAGAAUCUUCGCCUUUAGAUUGGGAUGCUCGGUUGAAGAUAGCUCUUGGUGCAGCCCGUGGAUUAGCGUAUUUACACGAAGACUCGAGCCCGCGAGUUAUACAUAGAGACUUCAAGUCCAGCAACAUUUUGCUUGAACACGAUUUCACGCCUAAAGUAUCAGACUUUGGAUUAGCGCGAAACGCCCUUGAUGAUGAAGAUAACAGACAUAUAUCAACGCGAGUUAUGGGAACUUUUGGGUAUGUGGCGCCAGAAUAUGCUAUGACAGGUCAUCUUUUGGUAAAGAGUGAUGUGUAUAGCUACGGAGUUGUGCUUCUUGAGCUACUUACAGGGCGGAAACCUGUGGAUAUGUCUCAACCACCAGGACAAGAGAACUUAGUUUCAUGGACUCGGUCUUUUCUCACAAGUACAGAAGGGCUUGCAGCUAUUAUAGACCAGUCUUUGGGACCCGAGAUCUCAUUCGAUAGCAUAGCUAAAGUCGCGGCAAUAGCUUCCAUGUGCGUUCAACCAGAAGUAUCGCACCGUCCUUUCAUGGGAGAAGUAGUGCAAGCUUUGAAACUUGUCAGCAACGAAUGUGAUGAAGCUAAGGAACUUAACUCUGUAACUUCAAUCACUCAAGACGAUCUGAGAGAUGACACUCGAGCUGGGAGCUCAUGUGGUGAAGGCUCAGGGAGGAUGGCCCGGUAUCCGUUGCUACCGAAUUAUGACUCUGAGCCUGACACAGAGAGAGGACUUUCUGCAUCGGAAGUGUACACGGGUUCAGGGAGGUUCGAGAGACAGUCUAACUCAGGUCCCUUGGCCUCAGGACGGGGCAAGAGAUUCUGGCAAAAGAUGAGGAGAUUAUCAACCGGAAGCUUGAGUGAACACGGGACACCAACAGUUAUGUUACGAUCCGGUUCGCGUUGAAACGAUCUUUUGCCAGUUGCAGAUUUGAUUGCCUCUUGUAAGUUGAAAAGACGGAAGGAAAGCUGGGCUGCCUUGUCGUACAAGCAACUCUUUGCCUCCUAGAAGUGGAAACCAGUUAAUCGGGAAAACCAAGAGAGGUCAUCAUUUCCCGGGAUCAACAGUUAGUUAAAAGAGAUGUUUGUAUCUUAGAAGAGAAACAAGAGAUUCUAUUUAAACUAAUUUGAAUGUACAUAUCACGUUUUAUGUCAACAGAAUGAAGCAAGCAACUUCCUUUCACAA